AUGGGGUCGAAUUCCUCUCGCGGGGCGCUCUCCGCCCCCUCCGUGGGCGCGGCAGGGGCUGCCCCCGAGAUGCCUGGGACCAGAGGUCCCGGCCCUACAGGCUCCCAGGGCACACCUGUGGGGUUUGGGGUGCAGAGUUUGGGAGUCCGCCUGAGCCUGCGCUGCUCCCAGCCCGGUGCGACUGCCUGCCAGAACGGCGGGAGGUGUGAAGUGCGCAACGACACAGAGGCCUGCGUCUGCAGCGGGCCCUACGUGGGCCAGCUAUGCCAGGACCGCAACCCCUGCCUCAGCAACCCCUGCAAGAACGCCGGGACCUGCCACGUGGUGGACCGGGGCAGCACCGUGGACUACACCUGCAGCUGCUCCCUGGGCUUCUCCGGGCCCCUCUGUCUGACACCCUUGGACAACGCCUGCCUCUCUGGGCCCUGCCGCAACGGGGGCACCUGUGACCUGCUCACGCUCACAGAGUACAAAUGCCGCUGUCCCCCAGGCUGGUCAGGGAAAUCAUGCCAGCAGGCUGACCCGUGUGCCUCCAACCCUUGUGCCAAUGGUGGCCACUGCUUGCCCUUCGAGGCCUCCUACAUCUGUGGCUGCCGGCCUGGAUUCCAUGGCCCCACCUGCCGGCAGGAUGUGAACGAGUGCAGCCAGACCCCGGGGCUGUGCCGCCAUGGGGGCACCUGCCACAACGAAGUGGGCUCCUUCCGCUGCGCCUGCCGCCCCACGCACACCGGCACCCACUGCGAGCUGCCUUACAUUCCCUGCAGCCCCUCGCCCUGCCAGAAUGGGGGGACUUGCCGCCCCACAGGGGAGACCACCCAUGAGUGUGCGUGCCUGCCAGGCUUCACCGGCCAGAACUGUGAGGAGAAUGUGGAUGACUGCCCAGGAAACAGCUGCAGGAAUGGGGGUGCCUGUGUGGAUGGUGUGAACACCUACAACUGCCGCUGCCCACCGGAGUGGACAGGUCAGUACUGCACGGAGGAUGUGGACGAGUGCCAGCUCAUGCCCAACGCCUGCCAGAACGGUGGCACCUGCCACAACACCCACGGUGGCUACAACUGUGUGUGUGUGAACGGCUGGACGGGCGAGGACUGCAGCGAGAACAUCGACGACUGCGCGAGUGCUGCCUGCUUUAAUGGGGCCACCUGUCACGACCGCGUGGCUUCCUUCUACUGCGAGUGUCCCCACGGCCGCACAGGCCUGCUGUGUCACUUGAAUGAUGCCUGCAUCAGCAACCCCUGCAACGAGGGCUCCAACUGUGACACCAACCCUGUCAACGGCAAGGCCAUCUGCACCUGCCCCUCAGGGUACACGGGCCCGGCCUGCAGCCAGGAUGUGGAUGAAUGUGCGCUGGGUGCCAACCCCUGUGAGCAUGCGGGCAAGUGCAUCAACACCCUGGGCUCCUUCGAGUGCCAGUGUCUGCAGGGCUACACCGGCCCCCGCUGUGAGAUCGACGUCAAUGAGUGCAUCUCCAACCCUUGUCAGAACGACGCCACCUGCCUUGACCAGAUCGGGGAGUUCCAGUGCAUCUGCAUGCCGGGCUACGAGGGGGUGUACUGCGAGGUCAACACAGAUGAGUGCGCCAGCAGCCCCUGCUUGCACAAUGGACGCUGUCUGGACAGGGUCAGCGAGUUCCUGUGCGAGUGUCCAACCGGCUUCAGCGGGCACUUGUGUCAGUACGACGUGGAUGAGUGCGCCAGCACGCCCUGCAGGAAUGGCGCCAAGUGCCUGGAUGGGCCCAACACCUACACCUGUGUGUGCACAGAAGGGUACACAGGGACGCACUGUGAGGUGGACAUCAACGAGUGUGACCCUGAUCCCUGCCACUACGGCUCCUGCAAGGACGGCAUCGCUGCCUUCACCUGCCUGUGCCAGCCAGGCUACACUGGCCACCACUGUGAGACCAACAUUAAUGAGUGCUCUAGCCAGCCCUGCCGCCACGGGGGCACCUGCCAGGACCGCGACAAUGCCUACCUCUGCCUCUGCCUCAAGGGGACCACAGGACCCAACUGUGAGAUCAACCUGGACGACUGCGCCAGCAACCCCUGCGAUGCUGGCACCUGCCUGGACAAGAUCGAUGGCUACGAGUGUGCCUGCGAGCCGGGCUACACGGGGAGCAUGUGCAACAUCGAUGUGGAUGAGUGUGCGGGCAGCCCCUGCCACAAUGGGGGCACCUGCGAGGACGGCAUCAACGGCUUCACCUGCCGCUGCCCCGAGGGCUACCACGACCCCACGUGCCUGUCCGAGGUCAACGAGUGCAGCAGCAACCCUUGCAUACAUGGGACCUGCCUGGACAGCCUCAAUGGGUACCGAUGUGACUGUGACCCUGGGUGGAGUGGGACGAACUGUGACGUCAACAACGACGAGUGCGAGUCUAACCCCUGCGUGAAUGGCGGCACCUGCCGGGACAUGACCAGCGGCUACGUGUGCACCUGCCGCGAGGGCUUCAGCGGCCCCAACUGCCAGACCAACAUCAACGAGUGCGCGUCCAACCCGUGUCUGAACCAGGGCGCGUGCAUCGACGACGUGGCUGGGUACAAGUGCAACUGCCCACUGCCCUACACAGGAACCACGUGUGAGGUGGUGCUGGCCCCGUGUGUCCCCAGCCCCUGCAAGAACAGCGGAGUGUGUAAGGAGUCCGAGGACUAUGAAAGCUUUUCCUGUGUCUGCCCCAGUGGCUGGCAGGGGCAGACCUGUGAGGUUGACAUCAACGAGUGUGUGAAGAGCCCGUGCCGCAAUGGUGCGUCCUGUCACAACACUGACGGGGGCUACCGGUGCCGCUGCCAGGCCGGCUACGCCGGACGCGACUGUGAGACUGAUGUGGACGACUGCCGGCCCAACCCCUGUCACAAUGGGGGCUCCUGCACUGAUGGCGUCGACGCAGCCUUCUGCGACUGCCUGCCUGGCUUCCGGGGCACCUUCUGCGAGGAGGACACCAACGAGUGUGCCAGCAGCCCUUGCCGCAAUGGCGCCAACUGCACUGACUGCGUGGACAGCUACACGUGCACCUGCCCCGCGGGCUUCAACGGCAUCCACUGUGAGAACAACACGCCUGACUGCACGGAGAGCUCCUGCUUCAAUGGUGGCACCUGCGUGGACGGCAUCAAUUCCUUUACCUGCCUGUGUCCGCCCGGCUUCACGGGCAGCUACUGCCAGCACGACAUCAACGAGUGCGACUCGAGGCCCUGCCUGCACGGUGGCACCUGCCAGGACAGCUACGGCACCUACAAGUGCACCUGCCCACAGGGCUACACCGGCCUCAACUGCCAGAACCUCGUGCGCUGGUGUGAUUCCUCCCCCUGCAAAAACGGGGGCCAGUGCUGGCAGACCAGCACCCUGUACCGCUGCGAGUGCCACAGCGGCUGGACCGGCCUCUACUGUGAUGUGCCCAGCGUCUCUUGCGAGGUAGCGGCGAAGCAGCAAGGAAUCGAUGUCACCCACCUGUGCCAGCAUGGAGGACUCUGCGUGGAUGCGGGCAACACCCACCACUGCCGCUGCCAGGCUGGCUACACGGGCAGCUACUGCGAGGGGGAGGUGGACGAGUGCUCACCUAGCCCCUGCCAGAAUGGGGCCACCUGCACCGACUACCUGGGCGGCUACUCCUGCAAGUGCGUGGCUGGCUACCAUGGGGCCAACUGCUCGGAGGAGAUCAACGAGUGCCUGUCCCAGCCAUGCCAGAAUGGGGGCACCUGCAUUGACCUCACCAACACCUACAAGUGCUCCUGCCCACGGGGCACGCAGGGUGUGCACUGCGAGAUCAACAUGGAUGACUGCAGCCCGCUCCUCAAUCCCGCUUCCCGCAGCCCCAAGUGCUUCAACAACGGCACCUGCGUGGACCAGGUGGGUGGCUACACCUGCACCUGCCCGCCGGGCUUCGUGGGCGAGCGGUGUGAGGGCGACGUCAACGAGUGCCUGUCCAACCCGUGUGACGCUCGCGGCACCCAGAACUGCGUGCAGCGUGUCAACGACUUCCACUGCGAGUGCCGCGCCGGCCACACCGGGCGCCGCUGCGAGUCGGUCAUCGACGGCUGCAAGGGCAAGCCCUGCAAGAACGGGGGCGCCUGCGCUGUGGCCGCCAACACCGCCCGUGGCUUCAUCUGCAGGUGCCCUGCGGGCUUCGAGGGCGCCACCUGCGAGAACGACGGGCGUACAUGCGGCACUCUGCGCUGCCUCCAUGGUGGCACGUGCAUUUCGGGCCCGCGAAGCCCCACCUGCCUGUGCCUGGGCGCCUUCACGGGCCCCGAGUGCCAGUUCCCAGCCAGCAGCCCCUGCGUAGGCAGCAACCCCUGCUACAACCAGGGCACCUGUGAGCCCAUGGCCGAGAGCCCCUUCUACCGCUGCCUGUGCCCCGCCAAGUUCAACGGGCUCCUGUGCCACAUCCUGGACUACAGCUUCGCGGGAGGCGCUGGGCGUGACAUCCCCCCGCCGCAGGUUGAAGAGGCCUGUGAGCUGCCCGAGUGUCAGGAGGACGCGGGCAACAAGGUCUGCAGCCUACAGUGCAACAACCACGCCUGUGGCUGGGACGGCGGCGACUGCUCCCUUAACUUCAAUGACCCGUGGAAGAACUGCUCACAGUCCCUGCAGUGCUGGAAGUACUUCAGCGACGGCCGCUGUGACAGCCAGUGCAACUCGGCGGGCUGCCUGUUCGAUGGCUUUGACUCGCUGCUCCCCAGCGGGGGCCGCGGGCGCCGGCGCAGAGAGCUGGACCCCAUGGACAUCCGUGGAUCCAUCGUCUACCUGGAGAUAGACAACCGGCAGUGUGUGCAGCUGUCCUCCCAGUGCUUCCAGAGUGCCACCGACGUGGCUGCCUUCCUGGGGGCGCUGGCCUCGCUGGGCAGCCUCAACAUCCCCUACAAGAUUGAGGCUGUGCAGAGUGAGACAGUGGAGCCGCCGCCGCCCUCCCAGCUGCACCUCAUGUACCUGAUCGGGGCCGCCUUUGUGCUCCUCUUCUUCGUGGGCUGCGGGGUGCUGCUGUCCCGCAAGCGCCGGCGCCAGCAUGGCCAGCUCUGGUUCCCCGAGGGCUUCAAGGUGUCGGAGGCCAGCAAGAAGAAGCGACGAGAACCCCUGGGUGAGGACUCCGUGGGCCUCAAGCCCCUGAAGAACGCGUCGGACGGCGCCCUCAUGGAUGACAACCAGAAUGAGUGGGGCGACGAGGACCUGGAAGCCAAGAAGUUCCGGUUUGAGGAACCGGUAGUUCUCCCCGACCUGGACAACCAGACGGACCACCGGCAGUGGACCCAGCAACACCUGGACGCCGCCGACCUGCGGGUGUCCGCCAUGGCACCCACACCGCCGCAGGGCGAGGUUGACGCUGACUGCAUGGACGUCAACGUGCGCGGUCCUGAUGGCUUCACCCCGCUCAUGAUCGCCUCAUGCAGCGGAGGGGGCCUGGAGACGGGCAACAGUGAGGAGGAGGAGGACGCACCGGCUGUCAUCUCAGACUUCAUCUACCAGGGCGCAAGCCUGCACAACCAGACGGACCGCACCGGCGAGACUGCCUUGCACCUGGCUGCGCGCUACUCGCGCUCUGAUGCCGCCAAGCGCCUGCUAGAGGCCAGUGCAGACGCCAACAUCCAGGACAACAUGGGCCGCACCCCGCUGCAUGCGGCCGUGUCUGCCGAUGCACAGGGUGUCUUCCAGAUCCUAAUCCGGAACCGAGCCACAGACCUAGAUGCCCGCAUGCAUGACGGCACAACGCCACUGAUCCUGGCAGCCCGCCUGGCAGUGGAAGGCAUGCUGGAGGACCUCAUCAACUCGCACGCGGAUGUCAACGCCGUGGACGACCUGGGUAAGUCAGCUCUGCACUGGGCUGCCGCCGUGAACAACGUGGAUGCUGCGCUGGUGCUACUGAAGAAUGGAGCCAACAAGGACAUGCAGAACAACAAGGAGGAGACACCUCUGUUCCUAGCCGCCCGGGAGGGCAGCUAUGAGACCGCCAAGGUGCUGCUGGACCACUUUGCCAACCGGGACAUCACCGACCACAUGGACCGCCUGCCACGGGAUAUUGCCCAGGAGCGUAUGCACCACGACAUCGUGCGGCUGCUGGAUGAGUACAACCUGGUGCACAGCCCGCAGCUGCAUGGCGCCGCCCUGAGUGGCACGCCCACCCUGUCACCCACCCUCUGCUCGCCCAACGGCUACCUGGGCAGCCUAAAGCCCGCCGUGCAGGGAAAGAAGGCCCGCAAGCCCAGCACCAAGGGCCUGGCAUGCAGCACCAAGGAGGCCAAAGACCUCAAGGCACGGAGGAAGAAGUCUCAGGAUGGCAAGGGCUGCCUGCUGGACAGCUCAAGCCUGCUGUCGCCCGUGGACUCGCUGGAGUCGCCCCACGGCUACUUGUCGGAUGUGGCUUCGCCGCCCCUCCUGCCCUCUCCGUUCCAGCAGUCUCCGUCUUUGCCUCUCGGCCACUUGCCUGGCAUGCCCGACACCCACCUGGGCGUCAGCCAUCUGAAUGUGGCAGCCAAGCCCGAGAUGACUGCGCUGGGUGGGGGUGGCCGGCUGGCCUUCGAGCCCGGGCCCCCACGCCUCUCCCACCUGCCGGUGGCCUCCAGCACCAGCACAGUCCUGGGCGCCAGCGGCACUGCGGCUGUGAAUUUCCCCAUGGGCACAGCUGCUGGCCUGAAUGGCCAGUGCGAGUGGCUGUCCCGGCUGCAGAACGGCAUGGUCUCUGGCCAGUACAACCCACUGCGGGGCGCUGUCGCCCCGGGCACUCCAAGCGCGCAGGCCGCUGCCAUGCAGCAUGGCAUGAUGGGCCCACUGCACAGCGGCCUCUCCGCCAGCGCCCUGUCCCAGAUGAUGAGCUACCAGGGCCUGCCUUCCACGCGGCUGGCCGCCCAGCCCCACCUGGUGCAGGCCCAGCCGGUACCUCAGGUGCAGCAGCAAAACUUACAGGUGCAGCCACCACCAAAUAUCCAGCAGCCGCAGAGUCUGCAGCCCCCGCCGCCGUCGCAGCCGCACCUCGGUGUGGGCUCGGCCAGUGGGCACCUGGGCCGCAGCUUCCUGGGCGGGGAGCCAAGCCAGGCAGAUGUGCAGCCGCUGGGUCCCAGCAGCCUGACCGUGCACACCGUCCUGCCCCAGGAGGCCCAGAACCUCAGCACAGCGCUGCCGUCCUCCCUGGUGCCGCCCAUGACCACAGCCCAGUUCCUGACCCCGCCCUCCCAGCACAGCUACUCCUCCUCACCCGCGGACAACACCCCCAGCCACCAGCUGCAGGUGCCGGAGCACCCCUUCCUCACCCCCUCCCCCGAGUCCCCAGACCAGUGGUCCAGCUCAUCGCCGCACUCCAAUGUCUCCGACUGGUCCGAGGGCGUCUCCAGCCCACCCACCAGCGUGCAGUCCCAGGUCGCCCACAUUCCAGAGGCCUUCAAGUGAGUAGCGGCCCGGGACCUAGCUUUGUUUCCCAAGCCCUGCCGGGCAUUGUCAGUGCUCCAGGAUGCUGGGCCCAACCAAAGGAGCCUUUAAAAAAAGUUUUUAUGCAAAAAGUAAAGAGGACAAGAAUUUCGAUUUUUUUAGUAUUUAUUUAUGUACUUUUGUUUUACACAGAAACACUGCCUUUUUAUUUAUAUGUACUGUUUUCUAUGGCCCCAGGUGAAAACUUAUCUGUUCCAAGAAAAUAAACUAGUUCUCAAAGUCAUGAUCUCCCUGCUUGGGGUGAAAAUGAUUACGCGUUUGUAUAAACAAAGAUUCAUGAUUUAUAAAUGCCAUUAUUUAUUGAUUUCACAAUCCAAAACAAAGCGAUGCUGGAGGUGGGAGGGCUGAACUGCCCUGUCUGGAACGCUCCCGGGUGUGCGCCCCAUGCCCGGCGCCUCCUGUGUCUUGUGAGAAGACGUGGAGAGAGGCACCUUCCCGUCUGUGGUGUGUGGAUUCGUUUGCUUCAAGAACUGGAGACUUGGGAAGUGUGGUGGGCUGCAUUUCGGCACCCGGUGUUUCCAGAAGGCGCUUUCGCAGCUGUGCUCCAGGUGGAAGAGAACCUGUCGGCCCCAUGGUCCAGUCGUGAGUCUUGGUCGCAGGCCCCAUGUCGUUAGUGUUCCUUAGCCUCUGAAGUGCUCGUCCCCACCUCACCCACCGCCCCGGCCUGACAGCGUGUCCUGGAGCCGGUUGUCAGGUGUGUGCAGGUGCAGGACCACAGAGGAUUGAAUCCUGCUCUCUGGGUAAGGACGCUGCCCCUGUCCCCACUGGGCCCCGGCUCCCACCGCAGGCCCAGGUUCAGACGGUGGACUGCUAAGGCCCUGACCAGGCUGCUGGGGCACCCCCUUGGGGGCCCUGAGCACAGCCUGCAUGCAGGCUCAGAGAAACCUGUGUCCCCAGGAGCCCCGGGUGCCGUGGGGAUGCCCGUGUCGGGCCUCAGGGUGCCAAAGGAUGGCCUGGCUCCUGCUCUCGGCAGCCCCUCUAUGUUGAGGGGCACUCGCCUAGGAGAGCAGGUGAUUCUUGGAUCAAGUAUACUCCUGUGGCAGAGUAAAUAUCUGUAAAUACAUCUUAAAUGUGGAUUUUGUUUAAAAAAUCUGAACAAGUCUGUCCUGUGUCGAGCUGGUGGGGUGUCGGAACACGGCGACCUAGGCCACGUGACCUGCAGGUGCCAGAAAUGUAGCUCCUCAGAGCACAACCCGGGGACGGCCUGCCGCCUGCCAGCCUUCCCUGUGCAUGGGGCGCCCAGGCUGCCCGCUGUCCUGGCCAGUGCUGCACCAUCCCCGGUGGGCCUGCACGGACCCGUCCUAAGAUGUUGCUUCUUACCGUGUUUUGUAAAAUAGAAUGUAGUUUACAGAGAAAGAAAAGUUUUUUUUUUUAAUUGUCUACAUGCAAAACUGUAGAUGAUGAAAAUGAUGUAUUUUUUUCAUCCUUUUUUGUUAACUGAUUUGCAAUAAAACGAUGCUGAUGUUGU
This is a messenger RNA of Fukomys damarensis (Damara mole-rat), 8872 nucleotides long. RefSeq names its product notch receptor 1 (gene Notch1). Gene Ontology annotation, biological process: Notch signaling pathway; regulation of developmental process; cell differentiation. Gene Ontology annotation, cellular component: membrane. The transcript is spliced from 35 exons. Bases 1 to 7365 code for a protein of 2454 amino acids. Lineage: Eukaryota; Metazoa; Chordata; Mammalia; Rodentia; Bathyergidae. Gene Ontology annotation, molecular function: signaling receptor activity; Notch binding; calcium ion binding. The record is from RefSeq and is a predicted model, not a curated record.